AUGCAGCAACCACCGCAACCACAGCAGCCGCAGCAGCAAGCGCAACCGCAACCGCAACCGCAACCGCCACAGCAGGUUGAACAGCUGGUAAGCCCUACCCCCUUCCUGGCACCUCCCACCCUAACAGCCCAGGACAUCAUCGUCGAUGGACGAUUCAAACUCCUCAGCUACCUGGGCGGCGGCUCCUUCGGCCAGGUCUUCAAAGCCCUCGACCUCCGCACCCAGCAACCCCUGGCCCUCAAACUCGAAAACCGACGAGACAACGACCGCAUGACCUCCGAAUACAGAAUGACCGAGGCCCUAGACCGAUGCCACGGCUUCCCCCGGGUCCUCUACUACUACGCCAAAGUGGACGAUUUCCGAGUCCUGGGCCUGGAACUCCUCGGCCCCUCGCUCGGGGAUCUGCGCCGGUACUGCGGCGGCUCGUUCUCCGUCAAGACCACCCUGAUGAUCGCCAUCCAGCUGCUCGCCCGUCUGCAGCAUAUGCAUAAGAAUUGCCACCUGGUUCAUCGGGAUCUCAAGCCCGAGAACUUUCUCAUGGGCAUCGGGAGGAGAGGUCAUAUGGUUUAUUUGACGGAUAUGGGGCUCUCUCAGGCUAAGUUUGUUGCUCCCAAUGAUCCCAUGCAUUAUAGGGUUGUCGUGGAGCCGGGCUUGGUCGGGACCCCGCAUUGGGCUAGUUUGGCGGCGCAUAGGCUGCAUGCCCAAACCUACCGCGACGAUCUCGAAAGCCUCGGCUACAUCCUCCUCGAGUUCGUCCUCGGCGGCCUGCCCUGGUCCAACCCCCAGCCCGUGGAUGGUCUGACCCCGGCGCAGCGCCGCGUGCAUCUCAAACAACUCACCACCCCGCAGCAGCUGUGUCAGGGCGCACCGGACUGCUUCCGACAGUAUUUCGAUUAUGUGACCACGCAGCUCGCUUAUAACGACGUACCGGACUACAAGAGGCUCAUCAAGAUGUUUAAGAAGGAGUUCUGGGACCGGAGAUAUCAGUUUGAUAAUGUGUAUGAUUGGACGAGGAGGCGGUAUGCGGAGUUUAGGGUUGUGGAUUAG
Molecule: messenger RNA, 1047 nt
Organism: Aspergillus heteromorphus CBS 117.55
Lineage: Eukaryota; Fungi; Ascomycota; Eurotiomycetes; Eurotiales; Aspergillaceae
Product: kinase-like protein
Exons: 3
Coding region: 1-1047 (348 amino acids)
Biological process (GO): signal transduction; endocytosis; peptidyl-serine phosphorylation
Cellular component (GO): cytoplasm; nucleus
Molecular function (GO): ATP binding; protein serine/threonine kinase activity
Source: RefSeq, a predicted model, not a curated record